AUGCUUUGGGGUGCAAUGUCGAGAAAUUCACCAGACAUUCGGAUCGAGGUUUCAGAGGAGGUCGAUUUCCUCCUUGAUCUGACGCAAAUCAAGUUGAACGAGUCAUCAGAUGUAUGUGCUGGCCCGUUUCCGUUCACAAUUUCCGAGCUGCCAACAAAUCCCGUAGCGGAGAGUUGUGGGGAAAGCACUUUUGCUUCAAUAAACGAAGAUCAGCAAAUCAAGGCAACGAAGAAGAUUCUUGUAGUUCCGGGAAUGAAAGAUCAAGAAGACGUGUAUAAUGUAAUGGUCGGCGAGGAUUCCAUCACAACUUUUGUCGAACAUCCGGAUAAUUACAAAUACACCAAUAGUUAUUCUGGACCGUUAACGAUGCUAACGACAGUUGAUCAAAACUCGAACUUCGACCUGUGUCCUCUAUUCAAGGAAAACCUUACCUGCAUAAACGGCACCAUCUAUUCGUAUUUUGCGGGCGCCGAUCCGGGAAUUCAAAUGGAUACUUGGAAUCGAUUAAUCGAUGAUACACCGAAAAAUGUUGUACUCUACUCAACCACAUCUGCAGCGACUCUGUUCGCAAAAGACUACGCAUGCAGCUUUUGUCUUCUAUUCGACUCAAGAAACUCUGAUUUAGCUGAGACGGCGGCAAAUAAUUUGAUCCCCGAUGGUCUCACGCGAGAAUACGGUAUUUUCGGUACUUUACUGUUGAACUUGGAAGUGGAAGUGAAGAAUUUCUAUGAUGGAGAACUCUCCUAUGAAUGGACAAAAGAUGGGCAGAAUCAGACGAUGGCUAAUGAGAGCAUUGGUUUAAUGACUAACUUUACACUGAACGGGAUCAGCAAUUUUAUUUUGAACUGGGCUCCCAACGAGUCCACUCAGCGGCAGGGUGCCCUCGCGAUGGUUCGAAUUGAGGAAAACGUGCCUACUAAAGAUACUGAUGGGCCUAAAAGUUCUGCACAUUACUCCAUAUGGAUUUGGUUGGGUGUUGGAAUAUUUGGAGUUCUGGCGAUUUCGAUUGCAACCGGAUGCGUUGUCUGGAUAAAAAAACGUUAUUCUGACAAACUCAUGAGGAGCUUCAGACGUUUCCGUGCGACCUCGGGCAGGGGGGUAAUAGAGCACAUACUCGCUCUUCCGUUUUUCCCACAGCAAAGCGGCGACGUGUGGGAGCUUUCCUAUUUUCUGGGAAACGAUGGUAACGAUGUGGCGGUGAAAUCUCCGCAUGAACAAGCGACACACGCAAACAGAGAAGAGUUCUUGGCGGAGAUCGAAUUUAUGAAACAGUUGCCCUUCCAUCCGCAUAUUCUCUCGCUUGUCGGCUGCUCGACGAAUCCCGAAUAUCCGUUGAUUGUGACGGGCAUUUGUGAACUCGGCGCUUUACUCUCACUCCUCCGACAAAUGGACCCGGAACACCUGAACUAUGAAGAAUCACCACUCGAGUUCGACGAUCUUGUCCCGAUCGGUUGGCAAAUAAGUGACGCGCUGGUUUUCCUUUCUGCAAAAGAAAUCGUUCAUCGAGAUGUGGCUGCCAGGAAUGUGCUUGUCACAAAAGACAAAACAGCUAAGCUUUCCGAUUUUGGUCUUUGCCGCUUCCAAAAAGAUAUGGUGGCAGGUGUACGUGACGGGAAAUUCCCAAUCAAAUGGAUGGCGCCCGAAGCAAUCGAAUUCGCGGAUUUCUCGCCGGAGUGCGAUGUUUGGUCAUUUGGGGUGUUACUCUACGAGAUGUACAACUACGGGAAAUCUCCGUGGUCUGACGUUGAACCCGCCGAAUUGUUGCCGCUUUUGAAGGAGGGAAAACGGCUGAAAAUCCCAUUCACAGCACCCGAAUUCAUCCUUAAAACGUCAGCGACUUGCUGGGAGGAAAACCCCGAAGAUCGACCUCGAUUCGAAGAUAUUCGAGAGCGUUUUUAUAAAGAAAUGGAGGACCACGCAAAGUUGUACGGCUACUUGGAUGUCUGCAAGCGGUACUAUACACUUCUGGAGCCGACUUCCGAGGCCACUGAGGAUUUCUGGGAGCAUGUGGAAGAUGAGAAGUUC
Molecule: messenger RNA, 2025 nt
Organism: Mesorhabditis belari
Lineage: Eukaryota; Metazoa; Nematoda; Chromadorea; Rhabditida; Rhabditidae
Source: the annotation of a GenBank genome assembly